Schistocerca gregaria is the source of this 1545-nucleotide messenger RNA. Its product is annotated as GTPase Era-like. NCBI's taxonomy places the organism in Eukaryota, Metazoa, Arthropoda, Insecta, Orthoptera, Acrididae. Bases 102 to 1268 code for a protein of 388 amino acids. The transcript is spliced from 6 exons. Gene Ontology annotation, biological process: ribosomal small subunit assembly. Gene Ontology annotation, molecular function: rRNA binding; ribosomal small subunit binding; GTP binding. The record is from RefSeq and is a predicted model, not a curated record.
AAGAGAUACAACGCACUGGCUAUGCGACGAACGGCCAUAUAUUAAAAAAAAAACACCGGGAGUCGUUUACUUUUGUGGCGCGUUAGGGCGUGUACGUUCUGAUGAAGUCGGCCCUCCACAUCCUCUUGGGCGUCGGGACGAGACGCCUCGUGCGCGCGGCCGAGCUGCCACCGCACUGUAAGCAAAGACAAAUCAGGAGCCCGGUCUCAUGCGACCUACGCUACGGACGCAUUCACAGUAGGCAAUACUCGAUUCGAGACCGGUAUGUCUUUCCGGUCAGGGAGGAGGAGAGGCUUGCCGCAGUUCAGUCCGAGGAGCAAAAACUCCAAGAACAAGCGCUUCGCGGACACAAAAGACGUAAGAAGCGCCUUCAAGGAGCGAGGAAUGUCGGCCAAGGGAGCCACGCGGCCGAACCAGGAUUCGAUGUCAAAUGCGCGAUUCUGGACCAACCCAUCGUUCCGGAAGGGGCGAAAUCUCUGUCUAUAGCCGUCAUCGGCCCGGCUAACUCCGGAAAAUCCACCUGGAUCAAUCGCAUGUGCGGGGGAAAAAUUUCUUCUGUGUCGAGAAAACCUCAAACGACUCGAAAAUCGAUCAUCGGCAUAGCGACCAUCGAUAAGACCCAGCUUGUCGUCAUCGAUACCCCCGGAUUAGUCCCCAAAGAAUUCGCUAAAAAGUACAACCGUCAAAUCGCCACGGGCGCGUGGGAUGCACUCGACUCGGCUGGCGUCGUGCUGGUCAUCGUUGACUGCUUUAAGAUCAUAGAUCAGGUACUGCGCGAAUUGAUCCACAAGCUAGACGAAUACAUGCAGAACCGGUCCAAGAACCCCUCCAUGUCACCGAUACGCGCCAUACUGUUUUUGAACAAAUAUGACAGAUAUGAAGUGUAUAAAUCGAGGAACGCUAGAAUGUAUCCUGUCAUAGAUCGCUUUCGCAAGCACAUUCCGUCCCUAGAUAGGAUUUUUGAAAAAAUCUACUACGGAUCUUCGCUGACCGGACUCAAUUUUGAUAAGCUCAAAAACGCACUAGUAGAAAUGGCGCCCCUCCGUGAGUGGGAAUACGCGAAGGAGGUCGUGACAAAUCAAUCUCGUUUGGAAAUCGUACAAGAAGUCAUCAAAGAAAAAAUUUUUCGGCAUCUAAAUCAAGAACUUCCAUACGGCAUUCGUCAAGAAAGCGUCUCUUGGAUAGAAGAUCCGGUGCGCGGGAUCACAAAAAUAGACCAGAAGCUCUACGUUCCUAAACAAUCUCAGGUGGGAGACGCGGAAACGUGAUUCACGCCAUAAGGCACGAAGCAGCGAGGGACUUGGAGACGCUGCUCGGAUCUCUGGUCAUACUGAAUUUGAGAGUUUCGGUUAGAAACACAGACGUGGAGCCCGGACUCACGGAGACGGGGUAAACAUACAAGACCCCAUUAAGAAACGCCAACUGCUAUGUCGCAGCGUGCAAGAGUUAUUUCCCGUUUUUUCCUGAAAAAUGUGUAACGAUAACAAAAAUAAUUUUUUCUGCUAUUGUUUGCCAUAUGGCAUGCGCUGCAGGAUUGCCUGUAAA